GGCGCGUCGAGGUCCCCUUGAGGGCAUUAGGGAGGGAAGCGCAGGCGAAGCCCCACCAGAGUUUCUAGUGUGAUCGCUUGGUGUUAUGAUGAAGGAUUCCUUGACUCUCCUGUCCCGUAUCCCAGCACACCCAGAUUCCCGGUGCUGGUUUCUAGCCUGGAACCCUACAGGGACUUUGUUAGCUUCCUGCGGUGGGGACCGUAGCAUCCGUAUAUGGGGGAAAGAAGGCAUCGCCUGGGUGUGCAAGUCUGUGCUGGGCGAAGGACACCAAAGGACCAUCCGCAAGGUGGCCUGGUCUCCAUGCGGGAACUACCUGGCUUCAGCCAGCUUUGAUGCUACCACCUGUAUUUGGAAGAAAAACCAAGAGGAUUUUGAGUGCGUAGCCACCCUGGAAGGCCACGAGAACGAGGUGAAGUCCGUCGCCUGGGCCCCAUCUGGCAACCUCCUGGCCACUUGCAGCCGAGACAAGAGUGUCUGGGUUUGGGAAGUGGAUGAAGAAGACGAGUACGAGUGCAUGAGUGUCUUGAACUCCCACACGCAGGAUGUCAAACACGUCGUCUGGCAUCCCAACCAGGAGCUACUGGCAUCAGCCAGUUACGAUGACACGGUGAAGCUGUACCGGGAAGAGGAGGAUGACUGGGUGUGCUUCAGCACCCUGGAGGGGCACGAGUCCACGGUGUGGAGCCUGGCCUUUGACCAGAGCGGGGAGCGCCUGGCCUCCUGCAGCGACGACAAGACCGUGCGCAUUUGGCGCCAGUAUCAGCCGGGGAACGAGCAAGGUGUGGUCUGCAGUGGCACAGAUCCCACGUGGAAAUGUGUCUGCACCCUCUCUGGCUUCCACACCCGGACCAUCUAUGAUGUGGCAUGGUGCCACCUGACGGGUGCUUUAGCCACAGCCUGUGGAGACGACGCCAUCCGCGUGUUUGAGGAGGAGCCUCUCUCGGACCCGCAGCAGCCCACCUUCACCCUGACUGUCCACCUGGCCCGGGCUCACUCCCAGGAUGUGAACUGCGUGGCCUGGAACCCCAAGGAGCCAGGACUGCUGGCAACCUGCAGCGACGACGGAGAAAUGGCCUUCUGGAAAUACCAGCGCCCCGAGGUGUGCUGAGAGCAUCAAUAUUCUCCCCCCAUCCCCAUGACUAUGACGGCGCGGUCUUUGCACCACCACUUCCAGCACUGUAACAACGACACACAAGGCAAGAUGAGCUGCAUCAAGAAAGGCCAUCGAAUACGUGGGAGAUCAUGUAAAACACGCGAAGAACUACGCCACCCUCCAACCCCAAUUUCAGGAACAUUCGCAAUUGGAGAAAAACAGUGGCUUUAGCUAAAAGCAGGAUGCUGGUUUUCCUUCUGUACAGAUUCAUGUUACUGCCCAGUCAGACUUCAUGGGCCAGUAAGGUAGUCUUGUCUUUCAGCUGGCUAGAAAAUCACCCCGUGUGCAGAAGCAAGAUUUGCAUGUGAUGGGAAGGAGUUUCCUGUAACUUCUUUUCUAAAAUAAACAAGGGAAGCAA
Messenger RNA from Elgaria multicarinata webbii, 1511 nucleotides. It is a transcript of the gene CIAO1, whose product is annotated as cytosolic iron-sulfur assembly component 1. The transcript is spliced from 8 exons. The record is from RefSeq and is a predicted model, not a curated record. Gene Ontology annotation, cellular component: cytosolic [4Fe-4S] assembly targeting complex. NCBI's taxonomy places the organism in Eukaryota, Metazoa, Chordata, Lepidosauria, Squamata, Anguidae. The coding region runs from base 86 to 1108 and encodes 340 amino acids. Gene Ontology annotation, molecular function: protein binding. Gene Ontology annotation, biological process: iron-sulfur cluster assembly.